This is a messenger RNA of Ictalurus furcatus (blue catfish), 1674 nucleotides long. RefSeq names its product retinal G protein coupled receptor a (gene rgra). Gene Ontology annotation, biological process: G protein-coupled receptor signaling pathway; phototransduction; visual perception. The record is from RefSeq and is a predicted model, not a curated record. Bases 544 to 1434 code for a protein of 296 amino acids. Lineage: Eukaryota; Metazoa; Chordata; Actinopteri; Siluriformes; Ictaluridae. Gene Ontology annotation, molecular function: G protein-coupled receptor activity. The transcript has 7 exons. Gene Ontology annotation, cellular component: membrane.
UUAAAAUGCAGACUGGCAAUAAUUAGAUAUAUGUGUUUUUGUUGCAAAGAAAAGGAAUCUGCAUGCUCUUCACAUAUGGCAUCGUAUACAGUAUCUUAUCAACACCUGGACACUGUGUGAUAGCCAGCUGUGUGGAAGCUGACAGAGAUGGAGGGAUGUAUAGAGACUUUAUAGAGACUACCCCCACAUGUUUAGACCAAUCAGACAUACAGUAACAAAGGAGAGUGUUGCGGUGGGCUGGGCCAUGUCAUUCACUACAGUUCAGACAGAAAGGACCACCGAGCGGCUUGUUGUGUAACUGAAUGGGCGCAUUGUGUAAACACGUAUUAAUGAGGUCACGCCGGAUGUGUUCAUUAAGAAAUUCUUCGGUGGAUUUGGGCUUUUGCAUAACCACAUUCCUGCCUUUUUCUCACGAAUAUAUUAACCUUCUGUUCUGAUCACACUCGAGCUUAGGUAUGUUGUUUCUGGGAUUUAUUUCAAAUUUCUGAAUAAAUAUUACAUUUAAGAAAAAAAACAAACAAACAAAAACAGAUCAACUUCGAUAUGGAUGCUUCUUCUCCUCUGCCGGAGGGAUUCUCUGAGCUCGAUAUUUUUGCAUUGGGAUCAUGUCUGCUUGUGGAGGGACUCCUUGGAUUUUUCAUGAAUGCUGUCACCGUUAUUGCUUUCCUUAAAAUACGAGAUUUGCGGACUCCGAGUAACUUCCUGGUAUUCAGUUUGGCUUUAGCAGAUAUGGGCAUUUCUACAAACGCCACUGUUGCUGCGUUUUCAAGCUUUCUGAGAUACUGGCCCUAUGGGUCUGAAGGAUGCCAAACCCAUGGCUUUCAUGGAUUCCUAAAUGCCCUCUCUAGCAUCCAUUUCAUUGCAGCCAUUGCUUGGGACAGAUACCACCAAUACAGUACCAGAGCAAAGUUGCAGUGGAGCAGUGCCAUCACCAUAGCUACCUUCAUCUGGGUCUUUACUGCCUUCUGGGCAGCUAUGCCAUUGAUUGGUUGGGGAGAGUAUGACUAUGAGCCCCUGAGGACCUGCUGUACUCUAGAUUUAAGCAAAGGAGAUAGGAACUAUGUCACCUAUCUGAUUCCAAUGGCCAUUUGUAACAUGGGAAUUCAAGUGCUGAUUGUGUUCUUCUCAUACCAAUCCAUUGACAAGAAGUUCAAGAAGAUGGGCCAGCAAAGGUUUAACUGUAGCACUCCUUUAAAAACCUUGCUGUUCUGCUGGAGCCCUUAUGGGAUCCUCGCCUUCUAUGCUGCCGUGGAAAAUGUGAAUGUUUUGUCUCCUAAACUGAGAAUGAUUGCUCCUAUCGUCGCUAAGACCUCUCCAACUUUCAAUGUCUUUGUUUACGCACUUGGAAAUGAGAAUUACAGAGGAGGAAUCUGGCAGCUGCUCACAGGAGAAAAGACUGAAUCUCCAGCUCCUACUGAGACUAAGUUUAAAUGAAUAAUCAUUCAUCAUUAAUUCAGUCAUUCAUUCAACUUUAUUAACUGCUUUAUCCUGAUCAGAGUCACACUGAAUUCAGAGAAUUCUGAGAACAUUGUUGGGCAAUGUAACAGUAUUUACAUAUUACAUACUAAAACAUAUUUAUUUCCUACAAAAAGCACUAUGAUCAAACUCCAGAUUGCAAAUCUUCCUUUCCAUGACAUGAUUGUAUACAUUUUCAUAAUAUACAUUUUCCAAGGA